AUGGCCACAGUUUCACAAUUUUUGGCUCUCCAUAAAGAAUUCACAGAUCAAAUUGACUUGUCUUAUACAAGGCUGAGCACUAUCAAAGAUGUGGUUGACAUCUUUCUGCCUAGUGAUAAAAUGAAGAUUCUCAAUGAGUUUAAAACAUUCGAAGAAGUACAAUUAGCCGUUUGCGGGUAUAACUCAUCUGGUAAAACAUCAUUUCUGCAUCAUUUUCUUGGAAAGGGCAGCUUUUUGCCGGCUGGAAAAGGCGCUGUUACUGCGCGAAUUGUCAAAUUUUCCUAUGCUCCAGCCGAAGAGGCUCGUCUAUUGGUGCAAGGAGGUGGAUUUCAUUCGCCUGCCACCAAAAACCUCAUCGACCUCUCGCCAUACUUCUUAUCCACGAAUCAAAUGACAACACAGCAAAAACGAGAAAAUGCGAAGGACCUGAAGGAUAAGAUCGCAGGUGAGUUGGCUCGUCCUAAAGAUUAUGGUCCAUUUUCGAAAGAGUUUGCUGAAUGGGCAUCAGAUUUUAUUGAAAUCUAUAUUCCAUCGCCCGUUCUUGAACUCGGCAUUACCGUCUACGAUACACCAGGUUUUCACUUUGGUGAUGAUCCUAUACUCGUCGAGAAUUUAAAAGACUUGAUCAGAGCUCGACGCCCUUCUCUAAUAUUCCUCUAUGACAAUGAAACUGUAUCAGAAGAUUCUAAAAAAUGUUUCGAUGCACUCAAAUUAUCUAUUCAAGAAAUAGCUGCAGUUGGUAUCUUCUUUCUUAACACAAAGGCUGACAUUAGCACAGUGUUACGCGAUGCUGGAAUAGAUGAAUUACCUGAGCAAGAAGAAAUAAAUGUUCUGCUUCAAAAGGAGCGAGUUGACCGAUAUUCUCUUUUACGCAACGUAUCGGGGAUGAGCAGUGGUUUGCCUGAUAAACUAAACGACUGCGAUUGUUUUGAUAUUUUCAGUGUCGAGGGCCCUGAACAUCCGAUGGAACAAACAAUGAAGAAAAGCGCUAUUGAUCGUAUUGUCACUUUUGCAGCAAAAUAUAAUUUACAAAACACUAAACAAGUUAGUCAUAUCAUAUUAAAUACGAUCACUACAUUUUUUGAUUUUGUUCUCGUAACCAAUCGGCGAUCAAAGGAAGAAUGGGAAAAGCUGCAACAAGAAGCGUUUAGAUGGGCCGAUGACUUCUUUGAGAAAUAUUCUUCGCAUUUAGAGAGUAUCGCGGAAGACGCUCAAGUACAAUUACCAAUAGAAUUCCGCAAGCACCGUAAUGAUUUCAUUGAACGAGCCAAAGAGUAUGCAGUACACGGUGUAUGGUCCACGGGUUGUGAUCCGUUGAGUAAUGAAUAUGAUCGAUACCAGGAGGCCAUCCAUGGAAAACUAUUUCUCGAAGGUCUCAUUUCACAAACUGUUACAGAUGAAAUAGUGAAACCAACUCUCAAUAAAAUUGUAGAAAAAACGAGUAGUCGAAUAAAAACGGAGAUCACCCAACAUGGACGUUUACCAAAUAAGUGUUCGAAGAAUGAACUCAUUAUGGCAGUCUACAGAGAUUUCCUCUAUACUAUCGGAAAUAUCGGCGACAAAACUUUUGAUAUUGUGGAUAUUCUGAACUACGCAGUUGGAAUAAUUUUUUUUCCAGUAGGCGUGGUAUAUUUGAUUGCUGCAGCGCCUAUCGUCGCUGUGUGGGCGUUAUCAGGUUUUAUCGCAAGAAAACUUACAAAACUAAAGCCGUCGGAGGAACUUAAAAUUUUAAAUAAGAUCGAGCAUCAGCUCAUCGAUGUUGAACAUAAUCUAGCGACUUGUGGCGACAGAAUUAAGAAAAGUGUUCAAAAGUGGCUUUCAGAAAACAAGAAGCAAUUCAAACAAAAAGUUAAGAAUUAUUUUAAGCUUGCCAUGAAAACAAUAAACCAUCGAAAAGAGGCUUACAUUCUCGCACGCACGUUUGCCGGCCAAUUUGCACGCAUUGAAUGCCGCUUAAAGGCUAAUAUUGAUUUGGCCAUACAUCAUGGAGUAAAACCUGACAUCAAUAUUGGAGAAGAAAUCAGUCGAGGUAGCUUCUUCUCAAUACAUCAUGCUUCUUGGGAUACUGAAGAACCUCUUGUCGCCAAAAUUAUACUCGACCCUAUUGCACAUCCUGACAUGGCUUAUAUGGAAGCACAUUUUCAUCGUUCUGUCACCGAUUUAAAUAUUGAACAUGUGGUACCACUACGGUAUCUCUACGAAGAAGAAAAUAAGAAAUUGUUUAUCCUGCUCCAUCGAUAUCCAUCGAGUUUGCAUGAUUAUCUGCGUGAUCAUAUGGCUGAAGUAACAAUCGAUAAAUCUAUACAGAUCGUACUUGAUAUUACCCGUGUUGUUGCUCAUAUGCACAACUAUGAACUUGUUCAUCGAGAUAUCAAAGCGCAAAAUAUUUUGCUCGAUAACAAUCUGCAAGUAUUUCUGGCUGACUUUGGCACAUGCCAACAUGGUACAGAAAAUUCGACCGUGAUCGGAGCGCGUCCGUUGGCACCAGAACUCACUGUGGAGAGUAAUCAUGAUUUCACGUACCAGGGCUCAGGUGCCGAUGUUUAUGCGUUAGGUGUAUUGAUGUACGUCGUAGCACCUAAACCGAUUUACUAUCCAAUAACGCAACCUAUUAUACAAGCUCAUAUUGAUACACUAGUCAACAUUCCGAAUAGUUACAUUACGUUGAUGCGUCGUUGUCUCUUAACUGAAGCUAAAUCGCGCCCAACAGCACAUGUCGUGGUCAACGAGCUUGAGAUGAUCGCAGAUCAGAUUGCAAAUUCCAAACCGUGUCUACAAUGUUUCGAUCGAUUAAGAUACGCUCGAUGCUUGCCCUGUCGACAUAAGACUCUAUGCAACAUAUGUUUCAAUGAAAUGCAACGACUAGCUACUCCUGAAAAACCACCAAAAUGUGUUCUUUGUCGACAAUUAAUCGCAGAUACAAUGGAAGACAGCGAUAGUAAUACCUACAUGUCAUGA
Messenger RNA from Rotaria socialis, 2958 nucleotides. The record is from the annotation of a GenBank genome assembly. NCBI's taxonomy places the organism in Eukaryota, Metazoa, Rotifera, Eurotatoria, Philodinida, Philodinidae.